UCCACCGCCACGGAGCCGCCCCCCGCCGGCGGCCGGUGCGGCGCGGCGCGGCUCGGCUGGGCUCGGCGCCGUGCGGGCGGGGGGCUGCGGCCAUGGGGGAGCGCGCAGACGAGGCGCCGCUGCUGUUCUGGGCCGAGGGCCCCGCCGUGUCCGCGCCGCCACCCGCGGCCGAGGCGGGCGGCAGCAGCGGCGGGCGGCGGCUCGGCGGCGGCUGGAGCGCGGCUCCGUGGGGCGGCGAGGGGCCGGAGGAGGAGGCGGCGGCGCCGCCGCGGGCGGAGGCGGAGGAGGACCAGAUCGUGGCCGUGUUCGUGGUCACCUUCGACCCCCGCACGGGCAACAUGGUGGAGUGGUGUUUACCCCAAGAUAUUGAUUUGGAAGGUGUGGAAUUCAAAUCGAUGGCAAGCGGGUCCCACAAAAUCCAGUCGGAUUUCAUUUAUUUCCGGAAAGGGCUCUGUUUUGGCCUGGCCUGCUUUGCCAACAUGCCUGUAGAGAGUGAGUUAGAGCGUGGUGCCCGCAUGAAGUCCGUGGGGAUUCUGUCCCCUUCCUACACCCUGCUGUAUAGGUACAUGCACUUCCUGGAGAACCAGGUCAGACACCAGUUGGAGAUGCCAGGGCACUACUCCCAUCUAGAGGCAUUCUAUGAUGACAAGAAAGGAGUUCUCCCUGGUAGCAAGGGCACCUCCAACUCUCAGCAACCUGUCCACUGGCUGCCAUCCAUCCACAGAUAUAUGUACCCAGAGAUGAAGAUCACACACCCUGCUGGCUGUAUGUCUCAGUUCAUCAAAUUCUUCGGUGAGCAGAUCCUUGUCCUCUGGAAGUUUGCCCUGCUGCGCAAGCGCAUAUUGAUAUUUUCACCACCCCCAGUUGGAGUUGUCUGCUAUAGAGUCUACUGCUGCUGUUGCCUUGCCAAUGUUUCUCUGCCUGGUCUUGGAGGAACUGUCCCAGAGUCCAAACCAUUCUUCUAUGUGAAUGUGGCAGACAUAGAAAUGCUGGAGACAGAAGUAUCCUAUGUGGCCUGCACAACAGAAAAGAUCUUUGAGGAGAAACGGGAUCUCUAUGAUGUCUAUGUGGACAACCAGAAUGUGAAGACGCAUCAUGAGCAUCUGCAACCACUCCUGAAAAUUAAUAAUGCUGACAAGGAGAAGUACAGGCGGCUCAAUGACCAGAGGCAGAUGUUAAUGUAUUCUCAGGAAGUGGGUGAUGAUUGUAACUCCUGUGAAGAGGACCUUUUCAUCUUGUUUUUCAUGGAACAGAACAACCGCAUAUUUCAGACACUGAUGGAGGUGUCGGCCAGCCAGGACAAGACACUGACAGCUGACCACGCACGAGGCAUGGGCCUGGAUCCCCAAGGAGAUCGAAGUUUCCUUUUGGACCUGCUGGAAGUAUAUGGCAUUGAUGUUAUGCUAGUCAUUGACAACCCCUGCUGCACUUAAACCAAGGGCAAGAGAUGGGGAGCAAAGAUCACUUUUUAAAGACUACCAGACAUUGCUUAGGAGGAUCACUGGAACUCACCACAGCCACAGUUACUAAAUAAUGUUAAAGGGAGAGUAUUUAUAAUUUUAAAACAAAAUGCGAUUUUCUCUCCCUCCCAAUGAGUACUUGCUCCAGGUUCCUUUUUGUUUGGUCAGUUGGUUUUGUUUUCCUUUCUCUUUCAUCUGUGGUUUUUUUUGUUUUGUUUAGAUAGGACCAGUGGCACAUUUGCAGCAAUCGUUGCUGUUGCCAGUGAUAGCUAGGUUUUGGCCUAGCCUGGAUACCUGAGGGCUUAAGGCUUCAGGAAAGCACUUUGUCUGAUAGGGACCAAUGUGAAAUGCUGUAACUGAGCUCUCAAGACUUGACUGGAAAACCCUCCUAUCAUCCGCUUUUCCACCUGGGGACUGAAGAGAGCUUCAGCACAACUCAGUCUCACAAAACAUCUGUCCUACCAUGUUUAUUGGUGGGGACAGUUAAGCCAAUGAUAAAAAACUAGGACUCCUUUAAGCACUCCUCACCCAGCUUCUAGCAGCUGAGUUGGAAUAAAGCCACCCUUCCUCAUCAGUGGCAGAAGCAAGUUUGGAAUAAGGGGGUGCUACAGGACCUUAUGACUUUGCUUGCCAGAGUGGCACGGUUUCACUUCCAGCAUUUGAGGUGGUAUAAACUGGCAAAGACCACACCUACCCAUCUCAGAGCUGGAGAAGAGCACCAUCUCUACAUGAUCCCUCCUACCACUUCCUCUGGUCUUCAGUUGCAUCACACCUGCUGCUUCGGUUUAAAACCUUCAAACCAGCAAGAUGGUCUCCCGUUUAACAGGGACCAACAUCACUGAGCCACCUUGCAGUCAGUAUGUUCUCCAGCCUCAGUUCGGAGGGUGCUAGGCCAGAUUGGGUUGACCAAGUAUGCUUUAACUAAUGUCACCUUCCUUUUUAGCAGAUGGUACUUGUCACUCCUUUGCUUUAACAUUGUCUGCUGAUCCUCUUUUUGUCGAGCAACCUUCAGCACUGCCUGCAGCUGUCCCUGGCUUUCAGUGUGAGGCAGAAUGGCUUCGCAGUUUGCAGGAGGUUCCCUUUGAGUUUGGUGUUCUUAACUAGCACAGCUGCUAGAAGCAAUGUCUAACAGCAAGCCUUUUUUUUUCCUGGGUAGCGAAGCUGUAGAACCAGAUGAACAGUGUUUUCUUCUUCUGCUGUGGAAAGAGUAGGAUUCAGUUCAUGCAGGACCAGUGGUUACCUCCACGAAGGCUAUCCCAGUAAAGAGUAAGCCCUUUGCCGUGUGAAAUCCAAGAAUGGUACUGUGGGUUCUAGGUGUGACAUAUUGCUGUGCCCCAAAUCCUUUAGUCAGUAGUAGCAUCAGCUUUAAGCUAACUGUUCUUCCUGAACUAUGGCUAUAGCUAAUUAGCUGCUGCUUCUACCAUAAUAGAUUUCAGCAUCCUUGGAGGCUUUCAGUGGUUUGUAGGAAUGCAAACUAUAGCUGACGUAUCCAUUUAUCCUACCAUUUUGUAGGAUGAGACAGAGCCUCAAGCGUAAGUCUCACCUACUAAUUCUUUUUAAACCAGGUGGAGCAAGUGUUCCCCCAGUAGACCCUCUGUGGCUUGUCUCCCUAUGGAAGGAAGGAGGCUGGCAUGGCCUGUUUUUUCUUGAAGGCUAUCAGCAGCCAAGGGAUAGUUUUGCUUGCUGUGGAUUCAGAGGUUUUAGCGCGGAGUGGAAUCGGGGGCCUCACAAGGCUUAUUUGCACAGUUCCUUGGUAUGAGUUUCAGCAUAUUCUGUUCCUGUGAUCUGCCUGUCUCUGAGCAGUCACUCCGCUGCCAGCUUUUUUAGGGCUUCGGAUGUUUUUGGGUGCUACAGGAGAAAACGUGCUGCUGCUUGUAAUGCCAGUUGCUCACAACUGUAGUGUUAUCAGCCUUAGAAGGUUGGGGCGAAAAGGGAGAAAGAGUUAAAAACAGAGCUGAGUAUCAUUUAAUGCAAAGACCAGUCUCUUGUCCUUAAGAAAGGGCUUUGGUUCUAAAUUGGCAUCUCUAGUAUAAAAGUGAGCCACAGUCUCCAUGGUUUUUCCUAACCUCCACUUCAGUUGUAACAUGCUGUCUGCAGUGAAGAUCCCUGAGGAAGUGUAGCUGUCACUUCCUUCAGAUACAAAAAAAAGGAACUGAAACUAGUCUCUAGCAAUUCUUCCUCUCACUUUCUUGAAGGUUUGCUACAUAGUUGAGCUGUGGUCAGCUAUUAAUGACUUUCUAUUCUCUUUGAUGCCAGUCUUCUUUUGCUGACCUAACUAGAAACAAACCUUUGUCAUUGAAAUUUUACAGCCUCUGCAGCUGGAGGCUUUCUAACACCUUGCAUUAGAGCAUUCUGUUCACAAGCUGUCAGAACAUCAGAUCUACUAGACAGCACUGCUAAGAGCCUACUGACAGAACCUCCUGAAAUUACUAUUUGACAUUUAUUAAACUUCUGCUUUCCAGAAACUAGGUCUUCAGUUGCCAGCAGGAGUGCGGGUGCAGAAGCAUCAAACCAAGCAGGUUAUUGUAAAAGUAGCAUCCGUGCUACAUCCCUGCCGGAUGGUUACAGCCUGUUUUGUUCUUCCUUAUAAUACUGCUUCUCUACAGCCUCUCUUGGCAAGUGACCGCUACGAAAGUCAGGAAGUUGCCAGACAGAAAACAGAACAAGAUGAUUUCUCUCUCCUCAUCCUUCCUUGUUUGAUUCACUGCAGAACUUUCCACCUGCUCUCUCCUUUUCUAACAGACACUGCUAUUGGUGGUGUCACAUGUGGAAAAUCCUUGAUAAAUGGGUACACAAUACAAACAAAUGGCUACAGCUUGGGACAUGGUGGCUUGUUCAGCAGGCUGGUUUUGUUUGGAACCAAUUUAACUGAAUCUUAUCCUUCCAGGAGAUGACAUAAUUCAAGGUAAAACAGUUAAGUGGAGACAUUUAAAAUCCGCUCCUUGGCACUUAAUAGUUGCUUUUUUGAAUACUAGCAGCUGGAAGGGAGGUAGUUACUUAGUGUAUUUUGAAUUAAAAGAGGCAGAAGAGUGUGGCAUAAGGUAGGGUAUUGCUGAUUACCAUAAAAUCCUCUUCUCCAUACUUUGCCUUUACAGUGGUGCCUUUAGUUUCUGUGGUGUGAUGCCUCUGGUCAGUUGCUUGUGAUCAGAGCCCAGGCUGAAUGGUGGUUACAGUAAUCAGGUAUAUCCUGUGCCCUGGUAGACAGAAUCUGGAAUGUUCCUUUCUAACACCCAAGGCAUAGUAUAGCCAUUGCAGGUUCUCAGUUGGUACUCACUUGAGUUUAAACAGGAGAGCAAGAGCUUCAUAACUGUGUCUUAACUCAAGUUGCACUAGAAAUGUAUCAUAAGAAAUAAUGAAUUAUUACUACUUGUACUAUCUCAAUUGGAGCGUAAAGCGUGAGAGAAAUAAAAGCUAGAUUUUCAAUCUGAACAAGGGAUACCAUACCAGACACUGAAAUCAUGCAGAAGACCUCUCUGCAAGGUUAGGACAAGCUGCUUAGAGCCAAUUACAACUAAGAACUAUAAUAGAUACUAGGAGAAAGGCAUUUUACUGAAUUAAGAGUUUAGAUUUGGCUUAGAGACUUCUUUUCUAGCAUAUAUGAAGUAAUUAUUCCAAUGUAUGUUAGAGCCAAUGGUCAUGUCUGUCACAGGAGAUAAGUUCACCUAUCCAGCAUCCUUAAGGGCAGAAGAAAGUUCCAUCACCUUUUCAAGAGAAAGCUUAUUCUACAGCUUAUUCUGUAAAGCAGUUACUGUGAUACUGCUUCCAAUUUUAAAAACUGCCAAAGUUAACGGGCAAAAAGGUAGGAGUAGCUGUGGCCUUCCUGGGGACAGACUAUACAAGGGACAGGGCAUGCUUUGCCCCAAGAUGUGGAAAAGCAUCAGUUUCUGGAAUUGCAGAGCAAGAGCAUGCUGUCCUAAUGCAGAAGUCUAGGUACAAAGCAUGCACACCAACCAAAUUCUCUCAUCCUAGCUCUUACUUCAAAGUUAGUUGCUGUCUCCUUUCCACCCCUGCCAAAUCUAGUGGUCUAGUGAUUAUGUUAGAAGACAACAUAAAUGUCUUUUGCAAGGGACUGGGAUGUACUGACUUAACAGAAUGAUAUGUCUCUCUAAACCAGAGGGUAUUAAAUGCCUGUGGGCCAGGAUUUCAUGUCCUGGUUAAUGCAACAUGCCGUUCAAAUGGGAGUGUUUAAUUGUGGUUAAAAUAAACAGGUGCCUUGGGCUGUCCAUCCUUAA
Strigops habroptila (Kakapo) is the source of this 5692-nucleotide messenger RNA. It is a transcript of the gene DENND11, whose product is annotated as DENN domain containing 11. NCBI's taxonomy places the organism in Eukaryota, Metazoa, Chordata, Aves, Psittaciformes, Psittacidae. The transcript is spliced from 9 exons. The coding region runs from base 93 to 1433 and encodes 446 amino acids. The record is from RefSeq and is a predicted model, not a curated record. Gene Ontology annotation, cellular component: cytoplasm.